CCGUUUACAUUAAACAUUUUGGACAAAUUUACAUUUAUGAUUCAAAUUAUUUUAUAAAAAAAUGUUUAUAACAUAAGUAAAUAUUUUAUUAUUCUAAUCCGAAUACAUGGGUAAUUAUGAAUUAAUCACAUUGUUUACAUAUAAACGAAUCAGUCGUUUACUACAAAAUCAAAACAACGAGCUACAGAAGAAGCGCAAAGUGAUAUUUCGGGUCCUAUUAUAAUAUUUUACCGUAUUUGUUCGAGUUAUAGAAACGGAUUUCAUUGAAGAAACGAAUUCAUAAAAGUCAAGAAGUAUGGAAGAAUUCUCUCGCCUAAAAAGUAUGUAUCAAAAACUAGCUGAUUUAAGAUUGAACGGUGACUUCUGUGAUGUUAACUUGGAGGUGAGAGGGAAAAAGUUUUUUGGUCAUAAAGUUGUUCUUGCUGCAUGCAGUAGAUAUUUUGAAGCAAUGUUUUUAACGAGUAUGCACGAAAAAAAUCAGUAUUCAAUUUCUUUGUAUGACAUAUGUCCAGACGUUUUUAGUGAGUUGUUGGAUUUUUCUUAUGGAAAAACUCUUGAAAUUGAUUCCAAAACUGUGGAAGAUAUUGUCAUUGCAGCAGAUAUGUUGCAAUUUACAGAUGCAAUUGAAAUUUGUGUAAGGUUCAUGAAAAGUCAACUAGAUUGCACAAAUUGUACUGGAAUAUACUGCUUUGCAAAGCAGCAUGCUUUUAAAGAUUUAGAAAAAACUGCCUGGGAGUUUAUGCAGAGUCAUUUUUAUCAAAUAAUUUCAGAAGACGAGUUUUUAAAUCUACCAUUUGAUGUUCUAACAAAUCUUGUCAAAAGUGAACACAUUGCAAUUGAGUCUGAACUUGAUGUUAUGUGCUGUGUUAUUAGAUGGAUUUCACAUGAUGUUCAUCAAAGAAGAAAACAUUGUGUCUCACUUCUAAAGAAUGUAAGAAUUAAUCUUAUACCUUCAAAAGAAAUCGAUAAUAUUCUUUAUUCAAUUUCUGAUAUUUGUUUGAAAAUUGCUGUAAAAGUUUUAACUGGUGGUGGUAAAUCAUUUGGUGGAAAAUCCGGUUCAUCAGAAUCAUUCCAUCAAAAGUUUGACCCAGAUAAAUCAUUUGAGCCAAGACAGAGUGCGAAAAAAGGAUUCUAUGCUAUUGGUGGAUGCGUCCCAAAAAGCAGUCGUCGAUAUACUUGGGAAGCGAAUAGUAUGGAUGCGGUCUCAUUUAUUGAACGAUUUGAUUCUUUUAGUCAAACUUGGGAUCCGUAUCCAUUAUCUCUGCGUGAAGCAAGAACUAAUCUUGCAGCCGUUGCUGUAAAUGGUAAAAUUUAUUCAAUUGGGGGAGAAAGAGAUUCUAUGAUAUAUGGGAGCAUGGAAUGCUUUGAUACCUUGUUAAAACAAUGGAAAUGGGAUCUUCCAUCUCUUUGCGUUCCAAGAUGCUCUUGCCAAGCUGUUGCAACUGACACUGAUAUAUAUAUAAUAGGUGGGUUUGUCGGAACGGGAGCUGGAAACUCUAUUGAACGCUAUAAUAUAGAAACAAAUGCAUGUGAAAUCGUGAACUUUACAAUGCAAACUGAAAGACACAGUUUUGGUGCUGUUUGUGUUGAUAAUGUUAUUUAUAUGGCGGGUGGAGUUGGACUCUCAGAAUGUGAAAUGAGAACUGUUGAAUGCUAUGAUUUAGAUAGACAUGAAUGGUGGUUUGCUAACGAUAUGACAUUCAAAAGAGCAUAUUUUAAUUUGGUGUUUUUAAAAGGUUUCAUUUAUGCAAUCGGUGGACAUAAUGAUAUCCAAGGAACUCUAAAAUCAGUUGAAAUGUAUGAUAGGUUUAAAAAUGCAUGGAAAUUGUGUUCACCAAUGAAACAAGCUAGAGCUGGUGCUUUUGUCUCUGUUAUGGAUCAAAAAAUUGUUGUUGUUGGAGGGAAAGUGAAGUCUCAGAAUCUUGAUGGAGAAGCGAUUUGGGAUGUUUUGCAUACUGCUGAAAUAUAUGACCCUAAAACUAACACAUGGAAUUCUAUGGAUAGGUGUAAUUUUGAUGCUAGAUGUGAUGGUGUAGCUUUAGUUGUGUGAUAUUUUUAUUUGAUACUAUUAUAAGUAACUAGCAGGAAUUUACAAACUGAUUGAUUGCUCCCACAUCUCUAGAGACUUGUCCAUCAAGCUAACACUAUUAAAACCUCAUCAGGUUUUCAUCAACUAUGAUUAAUUAAGAAUUUGUUCAAGAAGAACAGUAUUAUCAUCGGGUACAGUGGUUCCCUGAACUAUUGCAAUAUUUUUAUUUGGUCAAGUCUCCCAAUCACUCUAUUUAUUGCAUUGCAUUUUACUUGGAUUUCCGCUUUUCAUUGUUUAUUUGUCUCAUUUUAUUGAUCAAUACUUCGCUCAUUAUCAUGUUUUUUCGCCAUUGAAUCAAAUGAAAUAUUCGAUCAUUGUGAUGAAAACAAAGCCACAGUAGAUUAGAUGGUGAAUGGUUGGAAUGACUUUAAUUUUUCAAAUACUAAAAUGGCCUGAAUCGAAGUCUACAAAAUGGCAUUACCACAGCCAGGUGGGUCCGAACCCCGGAUCCAUUAACUCUUACAGUCUGACUUGGCAGUUACAAAUUUCAGAACACCCCGCCUGGCUACGACCCUAACCACAGCCUUCCACAAUUAUCUUUGGAUUGGCGCUGAAGAUUCUCGUUUGUAGGACCUUUUACUUGAGCCUGUCUUCGAGAGUUGGUAUCUUUAUCCCAGUUCUCUCAUGUGUCAAAAUGUUCCAUAAUAUAUUUAUUUAUAUAUUUCAUCCAUCGAUGUUCCCACUGUGCUUUUAUUGUUGUGCAAUCUUUGAAAACCACUGUAGAGUGUUGAAUACAGCAAAAUCACUUAAAAGCAUGCUGCAUUGUAGCAACUGAG
Styela clava is the source of this 2865-nucleotide messenger RNA. RefSeq names its product actin-binding protein IPP-like. Gene Ontology annotation, molecular function: protein binding. The record is from RefSeq and is a predicted model, not a curated record. Lineage: Eukaryota; Metazoa; Chordata; Ascidiacea; Stolidobranchia; Styelidae.